Molecule: messenger RNA, 2663 nt
Organism: Planococcus citri (citrus mealybug)
Lineage: Eukaryota; Metazoa; Arthropoda; Insecta; Hemiptera; Pseudococcidae
Product: putative mediator of RNA polymerase II transcription subunit 12
Exons: 4
Coding region: 378-2645 (755 amino acids)
Cellular component (GO): extracellular region
Molecular function (GO): chitin binding
Source: RefSeq, a predicted model, not a curated record
UUUUUCUCCUUCACCUAUUUCAGCAACAAUUACCAUCAUCGGAGCCUCUUCACUUACGCAUUUUAUCUUGAUCUGUUUACAUAACUUUAUUCGGACGGUGGCUGGAAACAUUGUGUUUCGUUCAAUAUACAUACCUAGUAGGUAUGCCGAUCGAAAAUGUGGUUCUUUAUUUCGGAAAAUACAAUUUUACUGCAUAAUUAUAAAAUUUUUUGAAAAAAAUAAACAUCUAUCAAAUUUAUAACUACGAAAAUGAACUUAUUUUCUCGAGUUUUUAAACGUGAAUAUAUUCUUAUUAAGUAGUGUUGGUUCGAGUGCGUAAGGUGUUAAAUUCGUUAUUUGUUUUCGAUACCUUGUAUUCGUUAAUUUUACAAACCCAAAUGUGCCAAGGUACAAUUUUCACCGUACAAUUAUUAUUAAUCACCAUCUAUUCAACUUUCGCCCAAGAUCUUUCGAAUAAACCGACAAAUUUGACACUUUCGCAUAAUGAAACUAAACAGGAUUCAAAUAUAACUUGGAUUAAAAUAUCUCCAAUCACGCCCAAUAUCACCACGGAAAUAGCAUUGGAUAUCUCCAGCAUAAAUUGUACAACCGCGGAAAAUGCUUCCGGAGAAUAUCAAAAUUCCGAUAUUGCCAGUAGCUUAAAACGAAAACGCAGAAAACGAAGACGUAAUAAAUAUAAAGCGUGGAAUCAGCGUAGACCUGAUCAUUCGUAUAAGAAACAUAGUACCAGAGUCGAGUUGAACAAACCCGUUCAAUUUUUAGUGCCACCGGAUUUUCACGAAAAUCUUAUUCCAAAAGAAACGACUUACUAUAAAAGUCGCAACGAUGGCUUGGAAAAAUUCGUGAGUCGAACCGAGAAGAAAAUACCACCUCCGGUGAGACAUCUGCUGCCGCCUUUGGUCGACACUAGAUUUACGAAUUCCAUCAAUUCGGUAACUUCGGCACCUAUUCAGAGAGAGCCAAUAAAAAAAUCAAAAAAUAUAGAAUGGUCUCCUAAUAGUACCAACAGAGGGUCAACUAAAUUCAAACAUACUGUUUAUUAUUCCGACAGCGGUAAUGAAAUCAUAUCUAAUUACGAGGUCACAUCGACGACUCCAGUACCGAAAAUUAAAUAUAAACCCAAUAAUGACGAUCGUGCAUUCUCUGCUUCUCGUACUGCAGCAGAAACCCUGAAAAAUCAGCAUAAAUUAGAAUACAGACCGAUUGUUGUUCAGCCAACACCAAUCCAAUAUCAUACCACACCUAUACCAUUUCACAAUCAUACUACCACUUACCCUAGCAGAGACAACCGUAUAAAUAAUUUAGUUUCUUUCGAAGUUGCAAAUGCUGGAAUGCAGGUUAUAAAUAUGACAACUUACCAACAGCGCAAUUCACAACAAUUUGAAAACCAAUUCGUUCCGAUCGACACAUACAAGCAGGUCGAACCUCCAUCCGUGCAACGAUCGCCAAAUUUCCAACAAACACCUACACAACCACAAGUUUCACAACCAAUAAACUACCAACAGUAUCAACCAGGGCAAGAAACUACCCAUCCAGUAAAUUAUCAACAAUCUCAGCCUUCUCAGCAGAAUUAUCAACAACUACAAACUUUAGACCAUCCUAGUCAGCAAAUCAAUUAUCAACAACCUCAGCCUGCUCAACAGAAUUAUCAACAACAGCAAUCUCUGGAUCGUCCUAGUCAUCAAAUAAAUUAUCAACAACCUCAACCUCCUCAGCAGAAUUACCAACAACAGCAAUCUUUAGAUCGUCCUAGUCAGCAAAUAAGUCAUCAACAAUCUCAGCCUCAACAAGUAAAUCAUCAGACAGCUCGAUCUCGACAAACAAAUUACGAACCUGUUCAAUCUCAGCAACCAAACUAUCAACAAACCCGGCCCUCAGAUCGCACUCUUCAGGCAACAAAUUAUCAACAAUCUCUAUCCACAGAGCGAGUUCCUCAACAGUCGGCAUUACAGCAUCAGCAUAAAGCAGUGCAAAACCAGCAAUCUCAUCAUUCUCCACAGCAAAUCAAUUAUCCUAAAUCGCAACCUCAGCAACCAAAUUACUCGCAGCAAUAUCAACAAACAAAUUAUCCGCAAUCGCAGCCUCAACAACAAAUUUCUCAACAAUAUCAGCAAACUCAACCUCCUUUGUCAAGUAUAAGUCCACGUUCUCAAAAUUUGCAACAAAUCGAAUUUCUGCAGCCAUUUCAAAAUUACAAUCAACAAUCACAUCAGAAUUACCAGCAAACAACUUCCAAUUUAGCACCGGAGUUACGUACUACGACACCAAUUCCGAGAUUGGUCAGUAAUCGAACAACUACGAUUCCAACAGACAAAACAGAAAAUUUCAAAGGAUUGGAUUUAGCCGAAUCUAAAUAUUUUUCCGAUAUACCUUCUGAACAGGAAUUCAAUGCGGUGCAAAAUGACGGUCAAGUCAUUCCCGGAGUUGCCGGAAAAGAUUAUCCAGUUUUUGAUCAAUUUCUACUGUCGAAGCGUCGUUUCUCGUGUCGCGGACUAGAAGGUUAUUUCGCAGACGUUACAAGCCGAUGUCAGGUAUUCUACAUUUGUAAUGGAGAUGGUGCUGGAGAACCUAUGUUAUGUCCAAAUGGUACCUUAUUUAGUCAAGAAUUAUUAGUGUGCGAUUGGUGGUAUAAUGUAGAUUGUUAGUUAGUUUGUAUAUUUUGU